Zasmidium cellare ATCC 36951 is the source of this 1122-nucleotide messenger RNA. RefSeq lists its product as uncharacterized. Gene Ontology annotation, molecular function: catalytic activity. Bases 1 to 1122 code for a protein of 373 amino acids. Lineage: Eukaryota; Fungi; Ascomycota; Dothideomycetes; Mycosphaerellales; Mycosphaerellaceae. The transcript is spliced from 2 exons. Gene Ontology annotation, biological process: nucleoside metabolic process. The record is from RefSeq and is a predicted model, not a curated record.
AUGGCAGCCUUCCCGCUGCGACGAGAACACUUCGAGAUUGCGAUCAUCUGCGUGUUGAAAAUCGAAGGCGAUGCGGUCGAGGCUCUCUUGACGGAGACCUUCAGCGGUCUAGGAAAAGCUGAGCAUGACGAGAACUUCUACACUACUGGUAUCCUCGGGGGGAAACCGAUUGUUCUCGUCGCACCCCGCGGCAUGGGCACUCUGAACGCCGCAAAUGCUGCUAGAGAUAUGCGCCAGAGUUUCACCAGGAUCAAGCUGGCGCUUGUGACUGGUGUCGCUGGUGGUGCAACAUCUACACCUGAAGGAGACGAGAUACUGCUCGGAGAUGUUUUGAUUAGCACCCAAAUCCUCCAGUCUGACUUCGGACGAAACUACGCUGAUGUUGUCAAGAUCAAAGACGGGCUUGCAGAUACCCUUGGGCGGCCGAGGCAAGAGCUUGCAAACUUCCUGAAUCACCUUCAAAGGAGCAAGUGCGUUCAAGUCUUGACAAAGCGAAUCAAUGAGUACAUUACGGAAGACUGUUUGGUGGACGUUCCGUAUCCUGGCCAUGGAAACGAUCACCUUUUCCCUUCUGACUACCCACAUCGGCAUCGAGGCGACCACUUGGCAUGUAUAUGCGAGGUUUGUACAAGUGCAGGUGAUCCCGUCUGUGACGAAGCUCAGGAUUCAAAGUGCGACGCCCUGCACUGCGAUAUUGGCACAUGUGUUCGUCGGAGAAGGAUCCAGGACUGCCAAGAGCCAGUCGACAUCAGAAGCGGUCUUUCGCAACAACAGAUACUUCGGAGACAGAACGCAAACCCAGUGAGUGGGCCUGCACUGCCCGCACAAAUACACUUCGGAAUCAUCGCAUCGUCGAGUCAAGUGCUCAAAAACUCGAAACUCCGAGAUGAGUUGGUCACGACGAGAAAUGUGAUCGGAUUUGAGAUGGAGGGUGCUGGGUGUUGGGACACCUUCCCUACGAUUGUUGUGAAAAGCGUGUGCGACUACGCCGACAGCCACAAGAACAAGCAGUGGCAGUCGUACGCCAGUGCCAUGGCUGCAUGCUGCGCAAGAGGGAUUGUUGAAGAAUGGCAAACUUCCCAGACCAUGACUAACAGCUCGAGAUCCGGAAGGCCAUUCUGA